GGUCUGUUAAGGACUUAUAGAAUAGGUAGGUAGAGCAAGUACACAAUGAAAUUGAAGAAUCAAAAAUUGGGAAAAGAAAUAUUUUAAUAAAUUACAUACCUUCUUGUUUAAAAAACCGGAUAAAAAGCUGCAGUUCUUUUAAUAGUGUCGAAGAAUUUUUUGCCAAGAUCACCAAGAAAAAUGGCAUGUGAACUCUUAUUGAGAUUGUCUGUGAGAUUAUCCUAUUUUUUUAUCUGAAUUUGAUGAUAUACAAAUUAUUAUAUAUUGCUAAAUACAAUGAUUUUGAGGACAAUUGAACGUCUAGUAGCUAUUCGCGGAGGACGCAUUUUAUUCGCCAAUAGAUGUAAGUCAACUGUUGUGAGAAAUGAAAAUACAAUGUCUCUUAGUAAAAAUCUUAAUAUUACUGAAAGCAAAGCUCAGUAUUUAUGUCUCAAACAUCCAUUCAUUGCAAAGUUAGAUGACCGCGGUAUAAAUGACAUCAUUGAUUGCAUAUGUUACUUGGGAUUCAGAAAAGAAGUGCUGGUAGCUCAACCACUUUUGUUCCUAUUACACCCUAUAACUUUGAAAUUCAGAUAUCAAAUUUUACAAGAAUGUAGUUUCAAAAAAAUAGAGCCUGUUCAUAUAGUCACAUAUUUAAGUUUAGUAAAGCAGAAGACUAUUGGGGAACUGAUACAAAGUGGUAUCAUACAACAAUAUGUAAACUUAGAAAACAGGCUUGCAGGUUAUAUGACACAAUGGCCUACAUCAUUGACUAAUGUUAUUGAUGACGAUAUCUCUAAAUACUCACUGUAUUCUUUAAGACUUAAAAUAAUCCAAAGAUAUCUUGAGCUUCUGUUAGAUCUUAAUGAAGAUGAAUUUAAUCGAGGAAUAAAAACAUACCCAACUAUCAAACAUCGUCCGUUGAAUGCUAUAAAUGAAACAUUAAAAAUAUUGCAGACUCAGAUUAUGAUGCCCCCUCACAAAAUAAGAUCUAAUUUAUAUCUAGUUCAUGUUGAUCCUGAAAAUUUGAUAGAUAUCAUUAGAAACUUCAAAACUGUUGGAGGAAUUGAUGUAAAAGAGGUCAUCAGGAUGCACCCUAGGAUAGCAACAAAAAAUUGCAACAUUCUUAUUGAAAUAAGAAAAGUUUUGGAACAGUAUAAUAUCAGCAACGAGGCUCAAAGAAGAUGUUUUGACAUAUAUACACUCGGACCAAACACAGUGCGAGAGAGACUAGAACAUGCAAAAGCAAUUCCUGAAUUUUCUACAUUCUAUAAUCAUCCUAGAUUUCUAAAAAUGAUUCAUUAUAACAAUACUGCUAUGGAAAGAUUAAGACACUUAUAUAGUAAUAAUAAAAAGUGUCUUAGUUUAAAUAUUCUAUCUGGAAGUUCAGCCCAUUUUGAAGUAUAUGAAAAGUCACCAGGUGAUCGACUAGGGAAAAGCAAAGAUCUAUUGUUUUGUGUUUCACAGUCAUUGGGUAAAGGCUAUAACAAAAGUGAUAUUCGUAAAAUGUUAAAAAGGCAUCCUUUUUGGAUAAACAUACCAUUAAUACAAGUGAAAUAUGUUUUUGAUAAAUUAACUAAGGACUUUACAAAUAAAGAUAUAUAUGAAAAUUGCCCUAUAAUCUUAUACCCAUGGAAUAAAGUCAAAGAGACAAUUAAUAUCCUAAACAACCAGUCUGGAGUUUUUCAUGAUGGUUUGGACUUAACUAGGAUAAGCCAAUCACAAAAGUUAAGUAUGGCUCUUUAUUUACUAGAAAAGAAACAUUAUUUUUCUGGAAAUGGUGUCUGGAAUAAUGAAAAAACUAAAGCUAAUGUGGAUAUAUUAGGAAUAAAUAUGUUAAAAAAUGUUCAUUCAGUGCAGAGUGUUUAAAUGAUAAUAAACUUAUAUAAAUUGUC
Messenger RNA from Plodia interpunctella (Indianmeal moth), 1874 nucleotides. Its product is annotated as transcription termination factor 5, mitochondrial-like. NCBI's taxonomy places the organism in Eukaryota, Metazoa, Arthropoda, Insecta, Lepidoptera, Pyralidae. Gene Ontology annotation, molecular function: double-stranded DNA binding. The coding region runs from base 277 to 1848 and encodes 523 amino acids. Gene Ontology annotation, biological process: termination of mitochondrial transcription; regulation of DNA-templated transcription. The transcript has a single exon. Gene Ontology annotation, cellular component: mitochondrial matrix. The record is from RefSeq and is a predicted model, not a curated record.